GUGUGUGUUUGAGUGAGUGCGUGAGGAUGGGUUAAGUUUGAAGGGAGGGUAACACAGAGUGUCUAACCAAAGAUCAGACGAGUUUUAAUGGUAAUCUUCAGCGGAGCGAUAUUUAUGACUGUCUGAUGACUAUAAAAAGAUACCGAAGGAAGGUCUUUAUAGUGGAUUAACUGAAGGAACAUCAAUUGCCUUUUCGUCACUUAAAUUACGGAAAACAGAUGUGUGAGGAGGAGUGCAUACCCCAUGUUGCAUUAGUGCCUCUGUGAAAUGCUGGCCUGUCUGCCAGGACCAGGUGACCUUUGCUUACAGCUUCUCCCUCACAUGCAGAUGAACACUGGACUUCAGAAAUGGGACACCACACAGAAGAUGAGAUCUGCACAAUAUCCAACCCCAGCAGAAUUGGAUGCUUAUGCUAAGAAGGUCGCCAACAAUCCACUGACUAUAAAAAUUUUCCCAAACAGCGUGAAAGUUCCCCAGAGAAAACACAUUCGUCGUACUGUGAACGGACUUGACACCUCUGGCCAGCGAUACAGCCCUUACCCUUCUCAGACCAGCACAAAAGCCGGCCUGCUUGCAAUAGUAAAGGUUCCUGUGAAAGGAAUAAUAAAGGACUUUGACGGAAGCCGCGCACGUUUGCUACCUGAGGUCAUUAUGAACCCGCCAAACGGUCCUUACAUUGCAACAAGCACUUUAAAUCUUUCUCAGAGUGGCUCUCAUCCAUUGGUGCACCAUCCGCCGCACCAGCAUCAGCAGACUUUGCAGCAGGCACAGGGCUUGAGGCACCCACCUGUCCUUGCUCAGGCCCCUAGCUUGCAGCAUCCUUCACAGGCUUUACCCCAGACUCAGACUCUCAGUCAUGUACAGCCACCCCUCCCUCAUGUUCAGAACUUGGGUCACCCUCCAGCAAACGUUUUGCUGCAGCCACCAGGUUUACAUGGGAGCAGAAAGAUGCCAGAUGCUGAUGCACCACCCAAUGUGACUGUGUCUACCUCAACCAUUCCUCUGUCCAUGGCUGCCAGUCUACACCAAAACCGGGCAGCUGACUUGAGCAGCAUUGUCCAUCAGAUUAAUCAGUUCUGCCAGGCCCGUGCGGGCAUUAGUACUACCUCGGUCUGCGAGGGGCAAAUAGCAAACCCCAGUCCAAUCAGCCGGAAUCUCCUUAUAAAUGCUAGUUCUCGUGUCUCCACACACAGUGUGCCCGCUCCUUUGUCGUCCUGUGUUCUUAGCUCUGUUGACCAAGCAGCAGGAGCAGCUGCUACAGCUGCAUCUGCUUCAACUGCAGCUAUUCCUCCUUCAGCUUCGGCCAAUAUGCCCAUGGCCACAAUGAACAGGGUUCCCACUGGCUAUAAUGGUGACAUGAAGCAGCGUUCUUGGAAUCAACAUCAGCUUGUCCAUCUUCAGCAGAUGUCUGAAAAUGGUCCGGGGCACCCUGCAAAACACCAUCCCAGGGAGCUCCCAGGAUCUGCAAUGUUCUCUUGCAAGACUUUAAAUUACCCUCAGGAGCUGUGCAUGGGGCAGCAGUUUACCUUGAAGCCCCCAUUAGAUAAACCCACCCCUUCUCCUCCAGUCAAUGGGAUUCCUGGCAGCAUGCCCUACACAAAUGGGCAUUAUUUUCAACCUGUGUGGAAUAAUAUUUUACCAACACCAAAUAGUGACAGUUCUGGUUCUCAGGACUUGGCAAUGCCAUUCCACGGAGGACCUUCAGGGGCAUCAAUAGACUGUGCAGCAGGAACUCAUUACAGAGCUGGAGCUGGUUCCUCCAGCCAGACUAAUGUGAUGCAAACCAUGGAUUAUCUGGGCAUGGACUUCCAGCAGCCUUGCUUUAGGGAUCAAAGUCUAGGAAUGGUGGCCAAGAUGCAUCAGCCAUCGAUGACCAGGGUUCCAGAAUCAACAGAUAAUAGAAAUUCUCAUAUUCAGCAUCCUGGGUACAGAUAAGCUGAAAUAUGACAAUGCAUUUAUCUUCAUCAUGUGGAUCUGAUUAGUCUUACUCUUUAUAAUGGAUAACUGUGUUUCGUUUUCCAAACUUGCAAGUGAUCAAGUUAGCAUUUAUGAAUAGUUAAUGUACUGUAACGUCUGGUUAACAAAAUGAUGUAUUGACUUUAUUCACGUUUUAAAAAUCAUUUUAACUGGCUGAACAGUGGCUUUUUUCAAAAUUUUGUUUAAUUGACCCUUAAACUAGCCAUCACUACAAGUCAUAUUUAUAGCAUUAAUAUAUAUUUUCAUUACAUCUGUCUUUAGUGGAAAUUCUUGUUUAGAACAGUGUAAUACAUCCAUCCAUUCAGCCCCUCGAACUUCAAUACUUUUUUUAAAACCUACUUUUACUGCACUGAGAAUUAAUUUUAAGAAAGAUUACUCAUUUUCUUGGAGUAAUUUCUUGCACUAGUGCUGACAAAUAAUACUGCUUGUAUAUGUGUGUAUGACUGUGUGUGAGCAAUCAGAAAACCUAAAGGUAUUCCUUGGCACAUGAAAUGAAUGCCUUAGAUGUGUGUGCUUCAUAUGUUAGUACCAGUAAAACAGCAGUUGAACGGAACUGAACUGCAUUUAUUCCCAUGCUAAUAUGAAAUUUCACAAAUGAUGCAACACAAAGAAAGUUGAUGUGUCAAAAUUUUACUUGCUAUUGACCCUUAAACAGUUUUGGUAGCUUGGAGUAUUUCUAAUCCUCAUGUUUCCUCAACAAGCUCCACCCCAUAUUUAAAAAAAAAGCAA
Polypterus senegalus (gray bichir) is the source of this 2706-nucleotide messenger RNA. RefSeq names its product protein FAM222B-like. NCBI's taxonomy places the organism in Eukaryota, Metazoa, Chordata, Cladistia, Polypteriformes, Polypteridae. Bases 268 to 1935 code for a protein of 555 amino acids. The record is from RefSeq and is a predicted model, not a curated record. The transcript has 3 exons.